UCAGCAGCGGGACCCCGAGCCGCCGUCGCCGCCGUCACCUGUCUGCUUGUGGCCGGGAUGUUGGUCGUCACUGUCGGACACCCGAGCAGCGGAGACCCGGAGGAGCUUCCUGCUGUAAGGGCGAGCGGUAAAGUUUUCUCGGCGUAUUUCAAGAAGCUGACCCGGGAGAGGAGAGCGAUGAGCGGACCCCCGCGGAGAAGCUCCCCGCCCGGUCCUGUUGAACAUCUCACCCCGGGUGACCUGUUCAUAGCGGUGAAAACCACCGGGAGGUACCACAGACAGAGGCUGGAGCUCCUGAUGGACACAUGGAUCUCCAGAAACAUGCAACAGACGUAUGUGUUUACUGAUGGAGAGGACGAAAAGCUGAGGAAGAGGAUGGGAGCUCAUCUGAUCAACACCAACUGUUCAGCGGCACACAAUCGUCAGGCUCUCUCCUGUAAAAUGGCUGUGGAAUACGACACUUUUGUAAACUCUGGCAAAAAGUGGUUUUGUCACGUCGACGAUGAUAACUACGUGAACGUCGGCUCCCUCCUGAAACUCUUGUCUCAGUUCAGUCACGCGCAGGAUGUUUACAUCGGCCGGCCCAGCCUCGAGCGACCGAUAGAGGCCACAGAGAGGCUCGGCACUGCUGAAAUGAAGCAGGUGCGUUUCUGGUUCGCCACAGGAGGAGCGGGCUUCUGUCUGAGCCGUGGCCUCGCUCUCAAGAUGAAACCCUGGGCCAGUGACGGUACUUUCAUGGCGACAGCUGAACACAUCCGCCUCCCUGACGACUGCACAGUCGGUUACAUCGUCGAAGCGCUGCUCGGUGUGAGCCUCAUCCGCUCAGCGUUGUUCCACUCUCACCUGGAGAACCUGGGACUGGUGUCAGACGUACGCAACCAGGUGACUCUGAGCUACGGCACUGUGGACAACAGCAGAAACACAGUCAACCUGAAAGGACCAUUUUCUAUAACUGAAGAUCCUACAAGGUUCAGGUCUGUGCAUUGUCUGUUGUACCCAGACACUCCUUGGUGCCCGAACCCCCGGCGACUUUAACACCCAUCCAGAGACACAGAUGGAGGGAGGGAGGGACGGUCUGAGAGAGGAGAGCAAGUAAAUGUCUGACUAAAAACUUGAUUUUCUUUGUUGGAAGAAGAAGAAAUCAUUGAGGAGUCCCACUUCUGCUCUCCUCUGACUCCCCAGCGCUGAAGAAUAUCUGAAACAUUUGGACGUUUUCUUCAGUCUGACUUUUAUCAAGGAAUACCAUUUUAUUUGUUUGACACCCGACCUCUGACCCCACGAACUGUUGCUGGGUUGUCGAAAGGCCACAAAACCACAACAAAAGAAGACUGAAAAAAGUCCAAAUUCUUGGAUUUGUGAAAAAAUGGAGAAAUAACUUUGCUCCUUUGAGAUCCUGUGGGGCAAGAACAUUGAAAUGUUAGCCUUAGGGUGUUACUUAAAUCAAAAGGGUUUAAAGGAUCAGUUUGCUUAACCAGAAGUGACUUUCAGAUGGCUGGAAAACAUCAGAACUGGAGGGGCCUGUGUCCAAUAAUUUCCAAAUCUUUCUGAAACCAACAAAUAUUCACACCCACUUCUCUUUCCAGCUCUGCUUUAUUUUCAUUCUUAACACAAUGAAUGCUUCCCAGGAGAGACCGUCUGAAAGUGUGCACCAUUAUCCACAUUUUCAAACGAUUAUCGUGUCUCGCCCUCCUCUACGAUGCCACCCUGACUCUGAGAGUGGUUGUUCAGAACAGCUGUAAACACUUUUGCCUUCUAAUAUGGUCAGGCGAUGUGUCUUAUGAACUUGUUCUUUUUGAGCUUAAUCCAGGCCCGUUAUCCUCUGCGCGGUGGCCAUGUUAGGACAUUUCGGCUCUAAAUUUAGAUCUGAGCCUGUCAGACCUGCCUCUCAACAAGCUCAGCAUCCAUCAGUUUCAGUUCUCUUUUAUUACCUCUGGUUCAGCUGUCGGUGGGGCUUAACGUUAGCAUGUAAUGUUGAGGCAUAAAUGAUAAUACUGGUUUAUUAUCAUUAUCUUGUUUAUUACUUUAAUUUUUAUGAGUUAAGAUAACACACCAACAUCUGACAAGGCAAGAAACACAAGAUAAUAAAACAGGUUGGGAAUAAGCCAACAUGAAAUGUCUUAAAUUAUCCAUCACCGGACAGGAAGACUCUUGCAUAAAACUGCAGUAAGCAUGUUGGCCAAAGCUAAAGCAGGAAGUCAUCUGUAAACAAGUAGAAACCUACUGUUCGCCUUUGUUUUUUAAGUAAGUGCAGCUAAUUUGGGAGUUUGUUUAAAAUCUGUAUGAUCUGAGUGUUUCAGUGACUUCCUCCUAAAUAAUGUCUCUUUAGUGAUGUUGCUGCAUUCCCAGAUCUUAGCAAUGAACUUGGUGAGGGUAGUGUUAUUAUUAAAGAGCGAUAUGAUGGCCAAAACUAUCAAAAUAAGACCCAAGUAAUAAUCAACCAGAAUUACCCUAAAUUAAGCAGAUUAUUUUUUUUUUUACCAGAGGCCCUAUAUGAAGAUAGAUAUCCUCACACAUUCCCACUCUUCCCUCUCCACUUCUUUAGCUGUGAAAGAUCAUUUAUCUGAAUGUACGUGAAUAUUUGAUCGGGUUUACUGUCGCUGCGCCACUUUAGAAAAGCAGAAGAAAGGAUCAUGCAGGACUCAGAGGAAAAUAAUCCAGACUCCACAUCUGAAGUAUUAUCUUCUCCCUGAAGUUUAUUAUCAUGACUGAGCGCUUUUGUUUGUGCUGUUUGCAAUUCAUCAUAUGAUAAUAAGGAAUAGUUUGGGAAAUACUCUUGUUUGAUACUAUUGCUAAGGGUUAGAUAAUUAGAUUGAUGCCACUUUUUAAUGUCUCUGCGAUAAAUGUGAAGGUUCAGCCAGCAGCGGCAAAGACUGGAAACGGCUAGCAUAGCUCCUUCCAAAGUAACUCCUGUAAAACCACAAAUUAUAAUUUUUACACUUGAGUUUGGGUACAAAUUAACCAAAAAGAUAUAAAGUGUUAAUUAAUACAUUUUAGAGGUACUGGUUUGUGAAUUUUGUUACUUUGGACAGCGUCUGGCUAGCUGUUUACCCCUAUUUCAAGUCUUUGUGCUAAGCUAACCAGCUGCUUGCUAUAGCUUUAUAUUUGCCGUACAGACAUGAGAGUGGAAUCUAUCUUCUCAUCAAACUUUCUGUAUGAAAAAAUAUCCCAAAAUUUCAAACAGUCUCUUUUUAAAACUCUAUAUGGACAACAGACGUCAUAUCCCAAACUCAUCCAGUGAAAAUACUCUUCAUAAAUGGUGGACAUCAUCUGUCUGUGUCCAUUUAAAUGUGUUGAUUAAAAUUAUGAUUUUUUAUGAUGUUAGACUGCUUUUAAAAUGCAGUCUAACAAAGAUAUCCCCUCUGAGGUUUUAUUGAGAAAUGACUCAUGUUGGGUCGUCUUCUAUUCUGUGCAUUGAAAGCAACAACGGUGCGGCAAUUUAAUGAAAGUUAUUUAGUUAAAUUCUGUCCCUUUAAAUAAAAAAGAAAGAAUGUAUAUGAUGAACUGUUGCUUCUAAAGCAGACAUGCUCUCUCCAGUAUCUGGACUGUAUGUAGAGAUUAUG
This is a messenger RNA of Scomber scombrus (Atlantic mackerel), 3560 nucleotides long. Its product is annotated as beta-1,3-N-acetylglucosaminyltransferase lunatic fringe-like. The transcript has 8 exons. The record is from RefSeq and is a predicted model, not a curated record. Gene Ontology annotation, biological process: pattern specification process; regulation of Notch signaling pathway. The coding region runs from base 58 to 1035 and encodes 325 amino acids. Lineage: Eukaryota; Metazoa; Chordata; Actinopteri; Scombriformes; Scombridae. Gene Ontology annotation, molecular function: O-fucosylpeptide 3-beta-N-acetylglucosaminyltransferase activity. Gene Ontology annotation, cellular component: Golgi membrane.